Molecule: messenger RNA, 2192 nt
Organism: Silurus meridionalis
Lineage: Eukaryota; Metazoa; Chordata; Actinopteri; Siluriformes; Siluridae
Gene: tex264a
Product: testis expressed 264, ER-phagy receptor a
Exons: 4
Coding region: 417-1376 (319 amino acids)
Biological process (GO): reticulophagy; protein-DNA covalent cross-linking repair
Cellular component (GO): nucleus; endoplasmic reticulum membrane; autophagosome membrane
Source: RefSeq, a predicted model, not a curated record
GCCGUGUUGAAGGAAAUGAGCUUCAGGUCUAUGAGUAGCGCGCUGGUCAAGGCAAAAUCCCAAACUAGCUAACUGUUCUUCGUAUAUUAGUGCACUAUACGGGCUAUAGAGUGGCUUCUACGCCCUAACUAGUGCAUUUAAUCAACAACAAGGAUCAGUUCAGGAUUCAACCAAUAUCUUGCUCGGGGAAAACACUCGCUAAGAGCACAAACGCUAUAUAACGUAACAUUUAAUAGAGGUGAUCAGUGCUGCUCAGCGAGCGAGCGAGAGAGAGAGAGAGAGAGAGAGAGAGAGAGAGAGCGUGAGAGAGAGUGUGUGUGUGUGUGUGUGUGUGUGUGUGUUUGUUUAUGUGUGUGCUCUGGGACUGACACUGCUGGACGCAUCAGUAAUCGAAGCCAUUUGUGUCAACAGAAACAAUGUCUGACUUUGUGAUUUUAUCCCUGAUCUUGUUUCUGGUCGUGUGUCUCAUCCUGACCCUUGCUGUGUUCGUGUUUUACUCCGGACUGCUGUCUGAGGUGGUUGUUGGAACAGGAUCUCCGCCGGUGAAAAACAUUACUAUUGCUUACAAGUUUAAAAAAGGAUCGUACAGGGAUCGGGGAGCCGCCUUCACCGAGAGCUGCAGCAUCGCCCCGAAGCUCUGCUCUGUUGGUCUGUAUUAUGACAACCCCAACCAGACUGAAGAUGAUUGUUGUCGCUAUGCAGUAGGGAGUAUCCUGAGCCAGGAUGAAGAAAAACCUGAUGAAGAGUUGCAGCGUCUGUAUGAGAAGUUUGGAUUUCGGAUCAUCUCCUUCCCAGAGGUCUCCUGUGCUGUGACAUCCUCUUUUCCUAACCGAUGCAUACUUUCCUCCAUCUGUGGGGCGUACAGAGUCUUCCCUGAGCUCCACCACUACAUAACGGAUAGAGGCCUGUCUGCAUACCCAUACAUUGAGAUCUGCAAAGGGGAUCUAAUCCAUUACAUGUGCCCACUAGAGAACCAGGAGAGCUUUUUUGUGCCCGAACUCCUCGAAAAGCAAACAGAGGGAGGAGAGAAAACGGAGACUGACAAAGAGGCUGAUGAGACACACACAGGUGAAGGCUGCACAUCUGAGAGUGGUGUAGCAGUAAUGGAAGCAGACGCCGAAAGCAGUGAGAUGGGAGAGAGCUCCACGCCUGUGCUGUGCCAGCAGACUCCACCUUUGGAUGAGAGAGAUUCUCAGACAGAGGAAGGAGACCAGGGGGCCAAGGGCUCCAGUGAGUCUGUAGGAAGUGGUUCAUCCUUUGAAGAACUAGACAUGGACAUCGAGGAAGAGGAGAAGGAGAGCAAAAAUGCUGAGGAUGAUCAUGUAGAGGACACUGAGAAAAGAGGGGUUAAUGAAAUCGGGAGUAAUGAGGAAUAGAAUGUGUGCAUGAAUGAAGUAGUUCCUGAGUCCUCCUUGUUCUUGUUUUCUUUUCCAGUUUGAGGUGCUUCUUAGUCAUCUAGGCAAACUCUAAUCAUAUGUAAUCAUUGGUUUAAAAUUUAAUUGGUGAAUCUGAUAUCUUGGCAGUUUUUAUAAACAUAUGGUUGUAUUAAUGUAUGCCACAUAAACAUUAUAAAUGGAGCCAAAAAACUGAAUGGAUUUUCUCACUUUGCUGAUUCUAGUCCAGUAGCUAAUCAGAUCUUUCCUAACGGCUGCCAGUUAUUUGAAAAAGGAAACCCUGCUGAUUUUAUUCAUCAUCGGUGAAUCACCUCUUUUGAAUUUUUAAGGCAAUAAACUAAUGACACAAUAAGCCAAUGACACAAAUAAUGUUUUUUUUUAAAGUGUAUUCAAAGCCUGUGCUACUGAAAUAAUCCUAUUUUUGAAGUGGAUAAAAAAGAAAAGGAAAUGGUGAGCUCAUCUUUAAAAUUCUGAAAGAACAAUUCCAAAAUAUGUAGCCAAGCAAACAUGUAUUUAUAAAAGAAAUAUGUACACAUUGAUGUAAUAUUUGAAUACUCGAUAAUGGAUUAACUGCUCUUAUUUACACAUUAUGUAUAGUAGUUUUAUAAUGGUGUUAAAAGAAGGCAAAUGUUGACUGUGUGCAUGACUGUUAACUUCUUCAUAACUAGUUAUAUCUCCAUACAAAUCCUGCUCUAUCCUCACUGCAUGCCAGAUGUGUUUAUUGUUAACAUUCUCCUAGAAAACUAUGGACAAACUAUGGAUUGAAAUAAAAUUAACAAUCUAGUGUUUAUUCUUAAA